Lytechinus variegatus (green sea urchin) is the source of this 2999-nucleotide messenger RNA. RefSeq lists its product as uncharacterized. The record is from RefSeq and is a predicted model, not a curated record. The transcript has 2 exons. The coding region runs from base 171 to 1649 and encodes 492 amino acids. Lineage: Eukaryota; Metazoa; Echinodermata; Echinoidea; Temnopleuroida; Toxopneustidae.
UUCCUCUUUCGUCUCUUAUAUUAUUUUGGUUGCAUGCGUUGGCGUAUUUUUAGAUGUGAGGCAUGACUUAAAACUGUGUAUACCGGCUCUUUGACCGCCUAGACAUCAUUUACAACAUGACGAGGAAACAUCAAAGGUUGCUCAAAUUUUUUUAAAAUCUACCAACACUUAUGGAUCAAGAUUUUUGUGAAACUGACCCCAUGUUGAACGCCUAUGGAACAUUUGUCGUGGAUAAUAACUCCACUUUCAAUUCAAAAGAGCUACGGUCGAAAAAUGAAGGCAAGAGCGACAGCGGUGGCGAUGACGACGAUGAUGAUGUCCACGGCAAUAAAGAAUUACCAUUUGUUGCAUUCCUCGCUCUCGUUGCUCUAGGAAUGUGGGUUCCGUCUUCCGAUCUCGGGGGUGACAUCGGACGACGGAAACACGAUCCGGACGUCGACAGCAAUAUGGAUAUCGACAACGAUAAAAUCGAGUUACGUGACAUCACAGAAACAAAGACGACGGCAAUUCAGAUGGAUGUAGAAGACACACGCGACAUUGAUUUCAUUGCGCUUAACUUUGAGCCUGCUGAGAAAAAGAAUUACAGACGGUGCUGGAAUAUUUUCCUUGAACUUGGCUCUAUAUUCUACCUUGCAACACUGACCUUACUUCUUGCGAUAGACGGCGGUACGUACAUUUUCAACUUCUGGGGGUCACCCAGUGAACUGCUGUACAUGAUCUCCUAUGCUACAUUUACUCUUCAGGUUUUCUUAGGUCCAAUGUAUGCCUUGCUGAGACGUCUGUCAGCGUUUGUGCACGAUCAUCAACCAUCGCAGUGUCCACUAAACCGGAAGUACUUGUUACGGAGGAUUCACGCGUUACGCUCGUCCGGGAAGAACAAUCUCUUGAGGCCGUUCUUCAUGCUGGUCUUCAUCAGUUGGCCAUUGGCUCAGGCCAUCAUGAGAGCUGUGACAUCGGCGAUCGUCCAUCACAAAUGCCAUCUGAUGUACUUUAUAUUCAGCGAUAUAACCUCGGCGUGGUCUUUGGUAGUUUAUGGGAUCUUCUGGUACGUCAUGUACAUCGAGCGCGUGUCGCUGCACCACGACCUAAACCGGGUGGUGCGAAAUGUCCAAUGCGCGUCGUUGGCAGAGGACGUUGACGCGGCGCGUCGUGAAAUACGACGCGUCCAUCGCGACUACCUCAUUCUACGAGAUCUGAUGGGCAUUUGGAUGGCAAUGACCAUGGUUAUAACAUCUUGGGGACUAUUGACGCGACUCUCCUGGGAUUACGCCAUCUCUGGACAACAGCUCCAGGGUAAUUCUCAAAGGCAGGCCAAACUGUACCUUGACAUAACCAUCUGGUCGGAGAAGAUCAUGCUCAUUGCCUUACCUUUCCUUGCCCUUGGUGGUAUCAAUCUGGAGUACCUAUGGCAGACGUUUUAUCACGCCCUUGAGAGGAUACGGUCCUACAAACAACAUGCUUUCUGGAUGGCUAUUCAGCUACACGUAACAAACAUCAAUCAAAUCGGAAGUCCGGAACUCAAAUGGACUCUCGUCUUUGCUUUGAUCGGGCCCUACUUGACCAUUCAGUCCUCAUGGUCUAAAAUGGAUAACAACCAAAAUCUUGACUUCUGGAAUGGACCCUUUCCGAGCAACUGUUCGGUGGGUUGACCCACCAUCCCCUCUAAUUUUGCUCUCUUAAAUAUAUAUAUCUCUCCCUUAAGUUGUAAUUCCAAUUUCUCGUGAAUUUCAUAUCUUGCAUACUCACCUCUAAGCAUGUUUAGAAGCAUUGGGAAACAUCCUCCACAUGCACUGAUUGAAUUUGAAUUUCUUACAAACUAUAUAAAUGAAGUGAAAUAAAGCGACUCAUUUUAAGUACAAAUGGAGACCAAGGAAUACGUUUCGAAAUAUUUUACAUCUUUGUUUUUGUAAACUAGUCAGGCCACUUAUUUUAAACAUUAAUUUUUAGCUUUUGUUAGCUCCAUUUUAUAGGUCUUUAUUCAAAUUAUAACUAAACAUUGUGUGAUUCUGUGACUCGCUAAAAGUAUAGCAAGCAAUGGUUCGUAUACUCAUUUGUUUUAGACGAACUAAGAAUAGACCAUCUUGGAUAAGGCAAAGCGGAUGUAGAUCAAGUGGAAAUUCACGUUAGCAAGAUAGAAAUAAUUACACUAUGAAUCCAAAAUGUCUUCCAUUACAUAUCACUUCUUUAUUCAACCGAUGUGUAAUUUCAAUCGCUGGUAUCCACUCAUCAUCAUUUGACAUAGCCUGUCACUAGUUUUGGGCCCCUAAUUCUGUGGCAACCUAUGUAUCGAAAUUGUAAGCAGUCGUAAAUAUAUUCACUGUAUGUAUGGCAGGGCCCUAUUUUGAUAUCAUGGCUCAUGUACAGCGACAUUAAUAUCGCUUCUAAACAGAAGCGAUAUUCAAUUGAUAAAUCUGCAUGUAAUCUUUUGAAAAUAAAUCAUAUAUCAUAUUGCAAAUAGACUCGACGAAUUGCCUAUAAAAUUUGAUUUAAGUUAGCAACGCUCUUGGAUAACCGCACGUACGUAGAAUAGAUCUUAAUUCCACAGCAUAUUGUACAUAUACACAAUUGUACAAGUACGAUGAUUCACCAACCUGGUGGACUGUACUUUAACGGAUGAUGAUGAUCAUGAACUUAUGCUUUUACCUGUUAUCUUUUUUUUUAACUCUUUCUUAUCAAAUGAGAGUUCAUGUCGAAUGGGACUAUAUUCCUGUUGCUAGCACGCGCACUUUGUUGGAUAAUAUAAUUCUCACUUAUGUAAUAAAUACGCUAUUUAGAUUUUUUUUUUACAAAAUGCUGUUGACUGCAACGAUCUUUACAGUGGCUGUUUAUAAGUUUGUAUAAGUUUAUGAAAUCUUUAACAAGAAUUUUAUUUUUUUCAUACUUUAUUUUAAAGCAAAUUAUUCAUGGUUGUUUAAACUACUGUAUGGUGUAUAUAGUAAACAGUGUUAUAUGAAAAAUAAACAGGGUCUUUACUGACCACCGUCUUUAAUGACUGGACA